AUGAUAGGCAUCAAGAAUCGCGGUGUUAUGAUGGUCGCCAUCUUCUGGGUUGAAGUCGCCAUCUGCUAUGUCUUUGCAGCGUUGAGGUAUUACACUCGAGCAAGAAUUGUGCGGAAGGCGGGUGUUGACGACUGGCUUGUUAUUGUAUCGUGUCUUCUCUUUACUAUCUACGCGACCCUGAUCACUCUAUGUUGCCAACAUGGCAUGGGUCAGCACCUUCUUCAUGUGCCGCCUGAAAAUUACCUGCCAUUCGCUAAAUAUCAUUUCUUUGCCCUGGACAUAAUUGCGAUUACUGCAAUCGCUACUAAAGCUGCCGUUGCGGCUUUCCUCCUUCGACUUGUUCCUUCGACUGUUGCGACAUGGGAGAGGAUCUUUUUAUGGACGUGUAUCGCGACUAUGGCGAUCGUGAGCACUAUGUCAGUCCUAGCUGCUCUACUCAGAUGUACUCCGAUUGAACUGGCAUGGGAUCCAUUACAAAGACACCCGUGUCGGUUCGAUAUUAGACAUUUUGUCAAAUUGGCAGGUGCAUGGACGACGAUCGAGGACUUCGUUCUGGCGAUCUUUCCGUGGCUUGUGCUUUGGAAUAUGCAAAUGCGCCGUAAAGAACGACUGCUUGUUGCUAUAGGCCUCUCUUUAGGCGGAUUGGGUGGCAUCUGCAAUAUCUUCCGGGCUGUUCACAUAGACGAUCUGUCCGACUCGCCAGAUAAGACUUACGACAUGCUCCAACUCGACCUCUGGUCGGCUACAGAGAUCACCUUCUCCGUUGUCUGCUGCACGAUUCCCGUCCUCAGACCUUUAUACAUGCGCGUCCUCGGCCAACUAUCCGAGUCCAAUCCCUCCGACGAUUUCAUUCCUUGCGCAGGCCAACGCGCAGAUCACCAGCAAAAAGGCUUCUCGACUCUAAAUGACGACCCUGCCACACGCUUGGAUGAAGAAGCGAGCAUCACUAUCGCGCGCACACAUGAGACGACUAAUUCCAUAAGCAAAGAUGUUGAGCGUGACGUAGAGGCUAAAGGAUGA
Molecule: messenger RNA, 1020 nt
Organism: Pseudovirgaria hyperparasitica
Lineage: Eukaryota; Fungi; Ascomycota; Dothideomycetes; Acrospermales; Acrospermaceae
Exons: 4
Coding region: 1-1020 (339 amino acids)
Source: RefSeq, a predicted model, not a curated record